Molecule: messenger RNA, 1747 nt
Organism: Annulohypoxylon maeteangense
Lineage: Eukaryota; Fungi; Ascomycota; Sordariomycetes; Xylariales; Hypoxylaceae
Product: mitochondrial carrier protein LEU5
Exons: 2
Coding region: 212-1423 (403 amino acids)
Biological process (GO): transmembrane transport
Source: RefSeq, a predicted model, not a curated record
CUGUAAAAUCCGCAAUCUCCAAUCUCCAAUUUGAUUUAUUCUUGCUUGGGGUGAUCUAACCCUUUACUACCCUUGACCAACACCCCUCAUCGUCAUCCGCGCGACCGAAACCUAUUAAAAAUAUCCCCGAUAUGUACUUUUAGUGUUUUCUUCUUCUUUCUUUUUUUAAGCCUGUCGCGUUCUACUAGGACAUCGAGUCGGUGGCGCAGUAAUGCCAUCGGCUUCCCCAAACCAUGUCACGAUGUCCGAGUUACCAUCUAAAAGAGAAGGAAACGCAAGCGCUCUCUUCGAUAAGAUGGACGGAGUCGUUAGAAAGGCCGGUAAUGUUGUCGCGGGCAAAGGCGCAACCGCUCCCAACGCGAAUCCAGACUCAAUCAGAGAUGACGCAUCUCCGAUAACAGCGAAGGGGAAGCAACCAGAUAAGCACAGCAUGGAUUAUGUGAUUCGUUCUGGUAUUGCUGGUGGUCUUGCAGGGUGUGCUGCUAAAACAACCGUUGCGCCUCUCGACCGAGUCAAGAUCCUCUUCCAAACCAGAAAUCCGCAAUUCGUAAAAUACCAGGGCUCAUGGACUGGCUUCGGGUUAGCGAUUCGCGAUAUUUAUGCACACGAUGGAAUACUGGGUUUAUUCCGCGGUCACUCGGCGACUCUCCUAAAAAUCUACCCCUACGCCGCUAUAAAAUUUGUCGCAUAUGAACAAUACCGCGCUAUGAUAAUAGGGUCGAACCGUCAGAACGAAACGUGGUUGCGACGAUUCUCCUCCGGUGCACUUGCUGGUGUAUCAUCUGUCUUUCUUACCUAUCCCCUAGAAAUCAUCCGCGUGCGAUUAGCCUUCGAGACGAAACAUACGCGCAUGUCCCUUGCCGGCAUCUGCAAAAAGAUAUAUCAAGAACAACCACUGCUGAAACAAACUGCCUCGAAAACCGUCGCCGAAGCUACGAUAUCCCCAGUGGAGGUAGUAGCACCCCGUUCCGGUCUUAUCAAUUUCUACAGAGGGUUCUCGACGACUAUGUUGGGUAUGGUGCCAUACGCUGGCGUGUCUUUCUUAACACAUGAUACUGCGGGCGAUUUUUUCCGUUCGCCAUCCCUUCGAAAAUAUACCACCCUACCCAAACCUGCCAAUGCACCCGCCGACAAGCCAGCACCCCUCCAGGCGUGGGCCGAAUUAACAGCCGGAGGAAUCUCGGGCGUAGUAUCACAGACGGUAGCUUACCCACUUGAAGUUAUACGGCGACGAAUGCAAGUAAGCGGCGCUGUUGGAGACGGCCACCGUCUUCGGAUAGGAGAGACGGCAAGCUUGAUCUUCAGAGAGCGCGGACUUCCCGGUUUCUUUGUUGGCUUAUCGAUUGGUUACUUAAAAGUGAUGCCUCUGGCGGCUGUAAGUUUCUAUACUUACGAACGGUUAAAGACACUGUUCAACAUAUGAAUUGUUAACACCCCGUCUAUUUGGAGGAAUCGCGACAGCAUCAUCGGAGUGUAGGCGUUUACGGUAUUUACUUCCUAGGGAUACCUAGGUGGUACAGGCAUAGCAUGUGUAGAAGCUCGACUCGCGGUUAUCAGAGGAUUAGAUAUUACAGGAUUGGAUAUAUGGGCUAUGAAGCAUGGCAUAGAGAGAAGUAUACAUACAUUGGUUAUUGACAAUUUCAUCUCUACAUUUACAAGUUUGAAAUGAGUGACUACAAUAUAGGAUAAUAUUUACUGCAUGUCACAUAGUCCUCUAUUCUGAACGUAUACAUACAUUUUAGGUGUG